Penicillium mononematosum is the source of this 1221-nucleotide messenger RNA. RefSeq names its product serine hydrolase domain-containing protein. Bases 1 to 1221 code for a protein of 406 amino acids. The transcript has 2 exons. The record is from RefSeq and is a predicted model, not a curated record. NCBI's taxonomy places the organism in Eukaryota, Fungi, Ascomycota, Eurotiomycetes, Eurotiales, Aspergillaceae.
AUGGACUGCAUAUCAGGAGCCAACGACAUUUUUGCCUCACUCGAAGAAGCCUUCUCCAACGCUGUGGAGGACGGUGUCUUUCCCGGUGCUGUGCUUGCAGCCACAAAUGGGAACGGAAGCCUUCAUUACGCCAGGGCCUUCGGGCACAAGACUGCCGACGGAACCCAAAGUCCACUCACGGCGAAUUCGGUUAUGGCGAUUGCAUCCAUGACAAAGCUUCUCACGUCCAUUGCCGCCCUCCAGUUGGUCGAGCGUCAAAUCGUGGAUCUGGACCAGGAUGUCUCCUACAUGAUCCCCAGCUUGGCUGCCCAGCAGGUUUUCACAGGGUGGAGUACCUCCGGGCAGUACAUUGCGCACGACCGAAAGAACGCCAUAACUCUUCGCCAUCUUCUCACCCACAGCAGCGGUGCGGGUUAUGACAUGAGCAAUGCGGACCUGGCAAAGAUAACAUCGUCUCUUGGGAGGAAGGUCAACGUCGGUGCUACUGUCAACGACAGAUUUGGGUACCCUCUGCUGUUUGAGCCUGGCUCCAGCUGGGAAUAUGGGACCAGCCUUGAUUGGGUUGGUCAGCUGAUAGAGCAUCUCACGGGCCAAGAUUUGGAAAGCUACAUGCAGGAGAACAUCUGGGUCCCUCUUUCAAUCCAAAAGAUGACAUUCUGGCCGUCUCGACGCGUCGAGAUGGCUGCUGAGUGUGUGCAGAUGACCCGACGAGACGAAUCUUCGGGGCGUGUUGUUCCGUUGGGAACGCCUUUUUUAACUGAAGGAGUGGCAGAGUGCUUUGGUGGUCAGGGGGUGCACGCUACGAUGGAUGAUUUUAUGAAGGUCUUGCGUUCCAUCCUGGUAGACGAUGGCAAGCUUCUUGCCAAGGGAACAUCUGCCACUAUGUUCCAGCCGCAGCUUGGCGAUGACAGCAGACAGUCACUACACGACUAUAUCGGUACACAUGAUGCGGAACCGGCUUUCAUUGGGAUGCCGGACAAUACCGGGGUCUACGAUUGGGGGCUUGGUGGAAUGUUGGCCAUGAACGACGAGCCAUCAGGAUGGAAGAAGAAUACCUUGUUCUGGAGUGGAAAGCCAAACUUGUUCUGGUUUAUUGAUCAAACCUCUGAUUUGUGUGGUGUGUUUGGAACGCAGGUGCUUCCGCCUGGUGACAAGCCAGUGGGAAAUAUGAUACAGCUAUUCAAGAAGUCAUUGUACAAGAUCGCUGCUAGCUCCAAAUAG